AGAUAAAUAGAGAGAUUCCCAAAUUCUUUUUUUUUUUUUUAACAAGGAAGAAAGCUUAGACCAAAAAAGUGUAGAAAACAACAAACAAACCGCAAUAGUUUGGUAUUUUUUUCGGAAAAAUCUAAGAUAAAUACUAUAAUUUAGCAAACACCCUUCAAUUUGUUCCGCUAUAAAUCCGCAGAAAUUUUUGGGUUUUUUUCUUUCUCUUUCCAUUUGCUGAAUUUCUUCAUUUUCCCAGGAAUUGUGUUACUUUUUUUAUCUGGGUUUUUACAAUGGGAGAUUGUUUGGUGGUGCAUACGGAUCGUAUUGUGAAGGCUAAUGGAGCUGAGAUUAUGGAUGGGAAGAAUCCUGAAAUGGUAGGGUCUUCGUCGGCAAUAGCUGUAGAUGAGAAGAAGGUGCUGGAGGAGGAGGAGGAGGAGGAGGGUGAUGAGGAGGUGCCGUUAAUUGGUAGAGCAGAGUGCAGGAUUUGCCAGGAGGAGGAUUCUUUGGACAAGUUGGAGAGCCCAUGUGCUUGCAGUGGAAGUCUCAAGUACACACACCGAGCAUGCGUUCAACACUGGUGCAAUGAGAAGGGGGAUAUUACUUGUGAGAUUUGCCAUCAGCAAUACCAGCCUGGUUACACUGUUCCUCCUCGACCUGUGGCUGAGGAGACAAUUAUUGAUAUUGGGGGAGGAUGGCAAAUCUCUGGUACCCCUUUGAAUUUACAUGAUCCUCGCGUCUUGGCAAUUGCAGAGGCUGAACGCCAACUUCUGGAAGCUGAAUAUGAUGAUUACAAUUCUGCAAAUGCAAGUGGUGCAGCUUUCUUUCGAUCGGCUGCUUUAAUUUUGAUGGCUCUUCUACUAUUGCGCCAUGCAUUACCAAUGACAGAUACAGAUGGAGAUGAUGAAGAUCCAACUGCUUUCUUUUCGCUUUUCUUACUCCGGGCAGUUGGCUUUCUUUUACCCUGCUACAUCAUGCUCUGGGCCAUCAGCAUCUUGCAGCAGCGCAGACAAAGAGAGGAAGCUGCAGCAUUGGCAGCAACACAAUUUGCAGUUGUGUUACACUCUGGACAGCCGAGAAGUGUACAGUUUACCAUAGCUUCAGCUGCACCAGCAACACCAGCAGCGCCUGCUUCAGUGGAUAAUGUUUAAACAACAAGAUGAUCGUGCUUGAUCUCUUAUUUUGAAGCUAAAUACUGCCUUAUGCUAGAUUUGUUUGUCUGUUAUCAUAUUUCAUAUAUUAUUAUAUGGGGAAGUUCGAAAAUGAAUUGUUGUAUUACCAUUUUGCCCCCCUUUACUGUUUUAAAAAUUUGAUUAAAUAUAAAUAUUUUUAAUUAUAUAAUGGUAGAAUUUGAAGUUCUUUUAA
Solanum lycopersicum (tomato) is the source of this 1344-nucleotide messenger RNA. RefSeq lists its product as uncharacterized. Gene Ontology annotation, cellular component: membrane. Gene Ontology annotation, molecular function: zinc ion binding; ubiquitin-protein transferase activity. The record is from RefSeq and is a predicted model, not a curated record. Lineage: Eukaryota; Viridiplantae; Streptophyta; Magnoliopsida; Solanales; Solanaceae. Gene Ontology annotation, biological process: protein ubiquitination.